This is a messenger RNA of Cavenderia fasciculata, 2634 nucleotides long. Its product is annotated as DNA-dependent protein kinase subunit. The transcript has 6 exons. The coding region runs from base 1 to 2634 and encodes 877 amino acids. NCBI's taxonomy places the organism in Eukaryota, Evosea, Eumycetozoa, Acytosteliales, Cavenderiaceae. The record is from RefSeq and is a predicted model, not a curated record.
AUGACAGGAACAUCAACAUACCAAAAGAUUGAAGAUUAUUUGAUUAAACUUCAUGCAUCGUUGAAUGCACAACAACAACAACAGGGGUCGGCUGCAACCAGCUACUCUGCCAUGGAUAAUGAUGAGAUGUUGAUUGACGAGCUGUCCAACAUUAUCAUGAAAGAGUUGGUCGAUGAAGAGAUUGGUCUGGCCGCAUCACUCUUGUUUCAAGGUGACCACAACAUACUCAAGUACCUGACGAAAACAGGCAACUACUCGGUCAACAAUAGUACAAGUGCUAAUACAAAGAUCGUAGUCAAAAUCAAAUGCCAACUCUUGCAGCUGACAACCGACUUUAUCAAGAAUUAUAGAGCUGCAUGUACUGGUUACAUUGUAUCUAUCAAGAAUCUAUGUAUCAGUCUCUUUAGAAAAGACCAAAGUCAAACUGUCCAAGCACUCUCUUUUAAACCAAUUCAAAAGAUCCUCACCAAAUCAUUCAAUUAUCAAACCAAACAAUCUUCAAUCAAAGCUGAAUUAUUUGGUGUCCGAGAUAUGACUGACAAAUUAAUUGAACAAUUUACAUGUGGUAAAUUAUCACAAACUGUUAAAGGAGAGAUAUUAAUUACAUUGGGAUUAUUUUCAGAACAUUUCCCAUCGGUUAUUAUGGAUUAUAAUAAUCAAUUGGCAACUAUUUUAAUGGAGACACUUGGAUCACAGUUAAAAUCAAAGGCACCAGAGACUGUACUGAUACUGUCUUCUAUCAAGGCAUUGGAUUGCCUGCUUGUACAUUUUAGUGGCGAUUUUAUGAUAACCAACAACAAACAUGUCCAACAACUCUACCACUAUCUGUUUAUUUGCACCGACCCACAAUCGGCCGGUCAACGAUUUGAAAUCCCUCGGUCUGCAAUGCAACUCAUCAAUCAUCAUGCGCCACUCUUUAAACAAUACCUCACAGAACAGAGUGAGAAAAUGUUUACACGUCUAGAGUUUUGGUGUAAUCACAAUAACAAGUUGAAUCGUGAUAUUGCUUUUAAUUGUAUCGAUACAUUUUUAGCUCAAAUUGCAAAAGAAAUGACUUCUGGUCAAAGAAGUAUUGAAAGUGAUCAAACUACUUUUAAGUUUUUUAUAAGAAAAUUUUAUUCAAUAUUUGAAAAUACAAAUAGUUCAACAUAUGAAAUAUCUAUUGCUAUUAGAGGAUGUAGUAGAUUUGCAUUACCAGUUAAACAAUUUAUUGGAGAAUGGGAGUUGAAAUCGCUGCUUGGCAGUCUGUUUAAAUUCUCUGAAAAGUUGAUGAUUGUCAAACUGGAAAACAUCGAAGAGAUUGUAAUGCAUUUGUCUAGUUUUAUCAAUGCCUUUUCAAAUAUCUUGUUUGAAAUCAAUGACAUUGAAUUUUGGUAUCUUGACCCAUUGGAACAAAUCGUUGGCACCUUUUUCAUCAUCUAUCCCUAUCUAUUUGAAAAACAACGUGAUAGAUAUUAUUCUGCCAUCAAUCGUUUAUUUGCUUCAUUAUAUUUUAAAGGUGAUUUCUUGAAAACUUUAUUAACUAGAAUUGUUCGACAAGGAAUGAUUAUAACAUUUUCAAAACCAAAUCUUUCAUUGAUAAAUUAUUUGAAUACAGGUGAUACACCUUGGUAUGAAGUGUAUAAAGAUGUUUGGUUUCAUUUAUUACAUCCUAAAAAAGAGGAUACUGAAUACAACAAGAAUAGAGAUACUCCACCUGUCAAUGCUGGAACUAUCACCUCAAUGAUCUACAAUGAAAUGAUUUCCUCUUUGAUUUCACUUAUUCAGAAAUUGGAUUUAUCUUAUUCUUCAAAGGAUGUUGAUGAUAUUCAUCAUAAUCCAGCAAUGAUCACUACUACUACUACUGCUGGUGCUGCAACAGAUCAAAAGAAAAAACAAGAUGAUGAAGAUGAAGAUGCAACGGAUGAAGAUGAGGAAUCCAACGACCAAGAGGAACAGGAUGCAUCUCAAUUGGUAAAUGAUGAUAAUCAAACAUUGAUUCCAUCAACUGCCAAGGAUAUCGAAUUAUUCCUAAACUUGGUGGAAUUUGUUAAAAUAUUCGUUCCAUACAAUCACCCAAAGUUACUAGUACCAUGGAUUUACAUUUUUGGCAAGGAAGUUAUUUUCACAUCGAAAAAGUAUCCUCUUAUCAGUGGUUUCUACAAGUUGAUGCAAGUGAUCAUGAAGGUUUGCAAAAAGGAAAAUUAUUUUGCAUUUAUUGAUCAGCAACAAAAGAAAUCAUUGACAGCUUCAAUUGACUCUGCUGCUAGUAAUAGUGGUGAAACCUUUUCAUUAUCCUAUUCAAUGGAUAUUGAUGAUGAUGAAAAUAAUACAACAACAAACCAGUCAUCAAAUGCUCCACAAAUCCAACUCGAAAUAGAAGAAGAAGAAAUUGAAAACAAAAAGAAUUGUUUUAUUCUAUUCAACAAAUUCAUUCAAGAAGUAUUAUCUUGUGGUAACCAAUUCAAAGAUGAAUUAUUGGCAUCUUGUAUUCAACUUUUACUCUCCAUUCCAAAACAACUCAUCGAUGUUGGUUUAUUAAUUCCAACUUUAAAAACUUCUUUUAAAUUAGGUUUAAGUUAUUUAAAAUUAGGACAUUCAGCAUUAAAUGCAAUUGAAUAUUGGAUUAAAGUUGUACCAUUACAAUUUGAAUGA